Messenger RNA from Didymodactylos carnosus, 417 nucleotides. Lineage: Eukaryota; Metazoa; Rotifera; Eurotatoria; Philodinida; Philodinidae. The record is from the annotation of a GenBank genome assembly.
AUGGCCACUUCUCUAACACCCUCAUCACUACCGACUGACAUUUAUUUUGUCUGUCGUAACGGUGAUGUGGAAAGAGUUCGACAACAACUUCUAACAACGUCAUUGGAAGAAAUUAAUAAGAAACAACCAAAUGGUUCCAUGGCCCUUCAUGCUGCUACGUACUAUGGUCAUGGAGAAAUUGUUAUAUUAUUAUUAGAUAGUCGUGCUCGACGUUCACUAAAAAAUAAUUAUAAUUGUAUACCAUACGAAGAAGCACCAAAUGAAGAUGUUAAGAAAUUAUUCAUUCGUCCAUUGUCAAAUAGAUUUUUUGGUGAUGGUACAGGUCGCAUUGAGUGGGUAAAAAGUGAUGAUGAUGCAGCUGAAGUUGCAAUUGAACAACUUAACAGGGAAUUAAAUAGUGAGCAGAAGCAAAAUUAG